Messenger RNA from Drosophila navojoa, 1329 nucleotides. RefSeq names its product chitinase-3-like protein 1. Gene Ontology annotation, cellular component: extracellular region. Gene Ontology annotation, biological process: carbohydrate metabolic process; chitin catabolic process. NCBI's taxonomy places the organism in Eukaryota, Metazoa, Arthropoda, Insecta, Diptera, Drosophilidae. The record is from RefSeq and is a predicted model, not a curated record. Gene Ontology annotation, molecular function: chitinase activity; chitin binding.
CCACGGCAGGAGCCGACUCACAGAGAAAACAUGAAUACGCUUGCGUGCUUAGUAUUAUUUGUUAUUUGCCUCGGCCGGAUGGCCUCCAGUGACAAGAUCCUCAACUGUUACUGGGGCACCUGGGCCAACUAUCGUCCUGGAGAUGGCAAGUUCGAGCCCUCGAACAUCGAUCCAUUCCUGUGCACCCACAUUAGCUACACGUUCUUUGGCAUCAGCGACUCGGGCGAAUUCAAGUCCCUGGACACAUGGCUCGAUAUGGACGAUGGCCUAGGCUUUAUAAGCAAGACAAUCGCACUGAAGCAACGGAAUCCCAAACUCAAAAUAUUGGCAGUUGUGGGUGGAUGGAACGAAGGCUCCACCAAGUAUUCGGCCAUGGCUGCUGAUCCAGCCAAGCGAGCGACCUUUGUAGCCUCCACAUUGGCAUUCAUUCGGCAACAUGGCUUUGAUGGACUCGACUUGGACUGGGAAUAUCCUGGACAACGCGGAGGAAGUUCAGCAGAUCGGGCGAACUUCGUAACGCUUCUACGCGAAAUUAAAGAAGCAUUCGAUCCUCACGGCCUCGAGCUGGGCAUCGCUGUGGGAGCUUCUGAGGCGUCUGCCGCCAUUUCCUACGAUAUUCCUGCAAUUUCUGAGCAUCUGACAUUUAUUAAUGUUAUGACCUACGACUUCCACAUGGCAAUGGAUGGUUACCUGGGAUUUAAUGCUCCAUAUCCAGAAGUGGAGAAGUCCAUCGAUUACUGGCUGAUGUUUGAUGGAGAGAGCAAGUCGCCUUAUGCAUUCAGUGGGGAUCAGUGGAUUGACUACGACAAUGUCCAGAGCAUCGAACUCAAGAUGCAAUUGGUGCACUCACGAAAUUUGGGCGGCGCCAUGACUUGGGCCAUCGAUAUCGACGACUUCCGCGGGAUGUGCGGCGAAACGUAUCCGCUAUUGAAGGCAAUGAACAGGGAAUUAGGAGUGGAUGUGGGCAACGAAGGAGGCAGUGCUGAACCUACACUUAAGCCAACAACGACUGCGACUUCAACGGCAGCUCCAAUUUCGACUAGAACUCCAACUUCGACCCCUACUCAGACUCCAACUGCAGCUCCAACUCUAACUCCGACUGCAACUGCAACUACGACUCCGCUUUGGACUCCGACUGCAACUCUGCCACCGGAAGCGACUGAGAGCUGUGCAAGAAAUGGUUUCUUUAUGCAAAAAGGCGACUGCAAUCGAUUCUUCAGGUGUGUGAAUGGAGCUCGCUACAACUUUACUUGCCCGUCAGGUUUAUACUUCGAUAUUAAGACGAAUAUCUGUAAUUGGCCUUCAUUAGUCAACUGUCCAUAUUAAUUG